Molecule: messenger RNA, 1953 nt
Organism: Vidua chalybeata
Lineage: Eukaryota; Metazoa; Chordata; Aves; Passeriformes; Viduidae
Gene: SERPINE3
Product: serpin family E member 3
Exons: 9
Coding region: 84-1280 (398 amino acids)
Biological process (GO): negative regulation of endopeptidase activity
Molecular function (GO): serine-type endopeptidase inhibitor activity
Source: RefSeq, a predicted model, not a curated record
GAACCCAGAAGGACACAGAAAGGCAAGACAAUCUAACAGAGCUAACUGUGUUAGCUGGUGGAGACUGUUCCCAGCUCAUCUUCAUGUUGCCCAUUUUAUUCUCUGCAUUUUUCCUGUCUGUUUGCUGCAUAACCAAAGGGAACUGCAUCUCCUAUGAUGAGCUGAGAGAGCACAAGACUGAAUUUGCCAUCAGUCUCUACCGGCAGGUGUCUGAAGCAGAGAACAAGACCAAUCUGGUAGUCUCUCCAGCAAGCGUGGCUGUUUCUUUGGAGCUGCUGCAGUUUGGAGCUCAAGGAAAUACCUUUAUGGAGCUGCAAGAUGCCCUAGGAUACAGCAUUCAUGAUCAAAGCGUGCAGGAUUUCAUGCGCACGGUGGAUGAAGCAGUGACUGACUCCAGCCAAGGCACAGUGGUGCAGCUGGGAUGUUCCCUCUUUGUGGACGCGGGCGUGCAGCUCUCGCCCGACUUUGCCGAGCGCGCCGCACGCUGGGCCAACAGCAGCCUGCUCCAAACCAACCUCACCGACCCCAACACCACCCACACACAGGAAUGGAUCACCACUGACCUUGCAGAUGAGGAUAUGCAUGGGAUGACACUGGAGAGCACUGGGUCAUCACUCAGCCAGGUCACCCUGGUGAGCACCCUGUACUUCAGAAGCAUGUGGCAAAGAAAGUUUUCCUUCAUGGAUUCCCAGAUGUUGCCUUUUACGACACCAGAGGGCUCAACCCUGAAAGUGCCUACCAUGCACCACACAGCUGAAGUUAACUAUGGCCAGUUCCAGACUGCAGCUCUGGAGGCUUUCAGCGUGGUCGAGUUACCCUACCUGGGGGAGAAACUCAGCAUGUUCCUAGUGCUUCCCAGCCACAAAAGAACACCUUUGUCCCAGAUUGAGUCUCACCUUUCUGCCAAAACCAUAACCCACUGGGCCAACAGCUUGAAGAGAACAAAGAUGGACAUUUUUCUGCCUAGGUUCAGUAUUCAAAGCGUUUUUGACCUAAAGACAGUUCUUUCUGCUUUGGGAAUUAGAGAUGCAUUUGAUCCCAUCACUGCUAAUUUUAAAGGCAUUUCAGAGCAAGAUAGUCUUUAUAUUUCAGAAGCUAUUCACAAAGCAGAGAUAGAAGUAACAGAAGAUGGUACAAAGGCAUCAGGAGCUACAGCAAUGGUCUUACUGAAAAGAUCUCGAACACCUAUUUUCAAAGCAGAUCGACCUUUCACAUUUUUCCUGAGACAAGCUAAUACAGGUUCAGUACUUUUUAUAGGAAGAGUUACAAAUCCUUCAUAAUAAGCACUAAAUGCAUACCCUGACUUCUGCUCCUCCUAUGAUGAGAUUUCCUCCAAUGAAAUUAAAGGCUACAUUGUAUUUAUUAAAACACAAUUUUAAGCAUGUCACUUUUCCAAGACUCUCCACUAUCUUAUUACAUUGUAGACACUGUUGAAACUUAGAGCUGUCUAGGAAUCAUCAGCACCACAACUACAAAGACAGUAUCCAAAUAAACAUUAAAAAAAAAAAACUGAACUGGUUUAGCCUCCUAAAUGUUUAACAAUAUGAUCCAACAGCUUCCUUUCAACUUUACCAUGGCUAAAGACUGCUUGACUGUUGCUGAGUACGUAGGUCAUUUGAAUGAAAACAACCCACAAGAAAGCUUUGCUAUAUUAUUUUUCAAGCACAAUUUCAUUUCCCUGUCCUGAAGUCAAAAGCUUAAGAAUAAAAUUGAAAUUCAGUCUGACCUGAGACAGUUAUAAUCCAGCUGAUAUAAAAGGUAACAAGCAAGCAGCAAAAAAACGUGAAAAGAAAAUCAAGUUAAAAGGCUGUUUCAAAACUGAGACAGAAUCACAGAAUCAUUAAGGUUGGAAAAUACCUCUCAGAUCAUGGAGUCCAACCAUUAACCCAGCGCUGCCAAGUCCACCACUAAACCAAGUCCCUAAACACCACACCUACACACUUUUUGAACACU